Molecule: messenger RNA, 4218 nt
Organism: Insectozyma verbasci
Lineage: Eukaryota; Fungi; Ascomycota; Pichiomycetes; Serinales; Debaryomycetaceae
Source: the annotation of a GenBank genome assembly
AUGCAAUUUAAAGUUUCUGAUUUAAAAGAUAUUUGUAGAUCAAUUGGUUUAAGUUUAGUUGGUGUUAAAAAAACAUUACAAGAGAAAAUUAUAACUUAUUUUGAUUUAGGUAGAACUCAUAAUGAUCAUAUUAGAUUAUCAAGUAUUCGAAUGCUUGUAUUAAUGAAGAAAAGUAAUCGACAAUUACCACCUUAUAAUCAGGUUUAUGAUGGAAUUAAAUUGGGUAAAAUUGAUUUUCUUGAUUUUUUGAAACCAAAAGAAUCAUCAUCAUCAACUGAAUCAAAACCUUAUCAUAAUCAUAGUUUAUUUUUUGUAUUAUCACCAUUUUAUAAUUUAACUAGGAAUUUACAUUGUAGUCCUCAAAAUGCACCUGCUACAAGAGGUAAGGCAACUUAUAUAUAUAAUUUUAUUUUAACUGCUGAAGAAUAUAAUUAUUUUAAAUUGGAUUCAAAAAAAUACAGAUUAUAUUUCAUGAUGGGACUGAAAUAUACACCUAAAUCUUCAUCUGAUGUAUUGGUUGAAUAUCCAGAAGUUAUAGAUUUUGAAAUCAAUAAGUCAAGAAUUCCACUGAAGAAUUUUACAGGUUUGAAAGGGAAAGCAGGAACAAGUCAACCUAUAGAUAUAACAAAUUUUUUGAAUAGACCACCGAGUUUAAAUUCAAUUACAUUAAGAUAUCAACAAACUACAAAAGAUUUUAUGGCAUAUAUUUAUAUUAUUGAAUUAGUUCCAAUAGAGAAUAUUUUAUUAGAUAUUAAAAAACGAAGUAUUAAAAUGUCAGAAACUUUAAAAAUUAUAAAACAAGCAGAUAAUGAAAAUGAAUUAACCAUGACUGCUGAAACUGUGACUUUAAAUGAUCCAAUUACAAGAGUUAGAAUGAAUACUCCAGUUCAAAGUAUUUAUUGUCGUCAUUAUCAAUGUUUUGAUGCUUAUUUUUUCUUAUUAGCUCAAAAACAAUUACCAAGUAUGUCUUGUCCAGUUUGUAAUAUGACUAUUAGAAUGGAUCAUUUGGCUAUAAGUGAAUAUGUAAUGGAUAUUUUAAAUAGAACAACUGAAGAAGAUGAAGAAAUUAGAAUUAAUCCUGAUGGGACUUGGCAAGUGUUACAAAAUGAUAAUGAUGAUGAUCAACCAAAUCAAUCUAAAACAGAUGAAAACCCAUUUUCAAAAGAACAAAGUAUUGAAAUUGUUACUUUAUCAGAUGAAGAAGAUGAAGAAGCAGAAGAUUUAAUGGAUGUUGUUUCACCAAGACCACCAACAGUUUCUCCACAAGAACCAAUAUCAAGAAAAGUAAGUAAUGGAGAUCAAAAUAUUUUAAAUUCUAAUGAAUCUCGAAGAAGGUCUCAACCAUCAAGACCAAAUUCUGUUACCAACAUAAACUCUCCGAGUGAACUUCAAGGGUCAAGAAUCUCCUCAAAUGACCUGCAAAGGUCAAGAUCAACUUCAUCAAAUAAUAUAAACUCCUUAAUUGAUAUUCAAAGGUCAAGAUCAAAUUCAGAUACAACAAAUAAAACCUCACAUGUAAUACCUGAGUCGAGAUUGAAUUAUCAAGAUCUAAGAAGACAACUGAUUGAAAAUAGAUCCAAUUCUCAAAGUUCAACUUUACAAUCACAAUUAAUGAGUUCAAUAUCAAUACCAAACAAUCAAAAUCAAAACACAAUUACAUCAACAACACCAUCUCCAAAUUUAUCAAAUAGAUCACCACCUCAAAGUCAAAAUAAUAUUACUACAAUACAUUUACCAAAUGGAAAUACUACCUUCGUACAACAGCCAAUAUCGAGAUCGACUGCUCCUCAAGUGCAGAAGAAUAAUUCAAAUCCAAUAACUCCAACAAUCCAACAAUAUUCUCAACAAUCUAGACCUCAACAAACCCAACCACAAUUUAAUCAAGCAUAUUUUCAACAAAGACAAAGACCUUUGAAUGAACCUGUUUCAGUAACUGAUCAAAAUGUAAAUUCAGACACAAGAACAGAAUAUGUACAACAAACUGUUAAUAGUCCACCUCCAAUUAAUAGUAUAUCACCAACUACUCAACAAAAUACUAAUAAAAAACCAACAGAACAACUGAGACAAAGAGAUUUAUUACAACGAUAUAGUUCAUUAUUUGUUCAUCCGAGAAAAAGACCAGUUCAACGACCUAUUAAUAAACAACCAUUGCAACAAACUCAAGAAUCAUCAUCAUCAUCACAAUCAAAUAAUAUUCAACAAGUUUCAUCUCAUUCAAAUGAUAUUCAAAAUCAACAGCAAUCUAAUAAUGAUCAAAGAUCAACUGUGUCACAACAAAUUCAAAAUCAAUCACCUCUAAUUAAUUCACAACAUAAUUCACCACAAUUUGAUGAACCAGGUUUGAAUUUUUUACAUCAACGUCCACAAACUUUAAAUCAACAACAAUCAUCAUCAUCAAAUGUAAACAGAGCAUCAAUUCCAAAUCAUAAUCAGAAUCAAAAUGUUCAAAAUGUACCUAUUCAACAACAAGGCGUUCCAAAUCAAGCUCAAAAUUUAAUGCAGCAAUCAACUUCUCAAAUAAAUCAAAAUCAAUCUCUGAAUAUGGUUUAUUCUCCUGUAGGUCAUACGAUAAUGCAAAGACAAUCAUCUCAAAACCAAAUGUCUCCUCAGCAAAAACACCAUCAAAUACAAUUGCCACAACAAGAUUCACCAACAUCAAAUCAAGUGGAUUAUGCUCAAAUGGAGAUAUAUCAAAUGAAACAACAAGAAAUGUAUAAAGAGCAAAUUCGUCAACAGCAAUUGCAGAAGCAAAUACAACAACAACAUAAGCAAGAGGUUCAGCAGGUAAAUAAUCAAUUCAAUCAACAAUCUCAAGUACCUACUCCGCCAUCGAUACAGCCAACUCAACGAUCAACUUCUGGCUCAAUUCAACAUCUACCAACAUCACAACCAAAUCAGCAACAAAUACAACAACAAUUUCAACAAGCAAAGCAAAACCAUUUAAACUCUUCUCAGUCACAACAAUCAACAGUUGUUUCUCAAAAUAGACAAGUUGUAAUAGCUCCAAAACCAACUCUGAAUCCAAAUUCACAAUCUUCUUCACCAAAUUCAGAAGCUUUUAAUUUAUUACUUACUAGAUCAAAUGAAUUACAAAUAUCAAAUUCACCACAACCACAAUCACAAAGAGAUUCCAAUCCAUUUUGGAAAAGACGCAAUAGUUAUAGUUCAUAUCCUGUCGAAAUUAGAUCAAGACUAGUGGAAGCUGAAUUAUUAAUGUCAGAAGAAGUAGACUUCUUACAUGUAAAAUAUUGUAAGGCAAAAAAUACUCAAUUUAUAAUUCGAAAAAAAUUGCAAGAAAUGUUUGCAGAUAUAGAACAAAUGAUGAGUUUACCUAAUUUUGAUUCAAAAGAUCAAGAAUAUGUAAAGUUAAAAGAGGAGGUUUUAUUUUUUAAAGGUUGCUUAAAUAGAGUUCAAUUAGAAGAAGCAGAUAAUUUAGAUAAGAUGAAAUUAAGAAUUUCAAUAUUUGAAAAUGAGAAAAGAACAAUAAUUAGUUUGAGACAAAGAUCUCCUGUUGUAUCUAGGUUCGAUAAUGGAAAUGGUUCCAAUGAAAAUACAAAUGUUGAUGAUCAAAAUAUGAUUACAAAUGCAAAUCAAAGUUCGAAUUCUCCCAAUGAAUUAUCAAGGAAUUCAAAUGAAAAUGUUGCAAAUCUAAAUAGGAGUAAUUAUAAUGAACCAAGAAAUAAAGAAUCAACAGAUGUACUGCAGAGUCAAACUAAAUCAAAGAAACAAGCUGCCGGUAAUUCAAUAGCAAAUGUAUUUGGAGGUACAUGGACAAAUUCAUUAGAAUCAAAUGAUAAACAAAUUGAAGAAGCUAUUGUUUCAAGAAAAUUAUCUGAUGUUGCAAAUACAAAAUUAUUUGAAAAUCAACUUGUUAUUCAUAAAAAUAAUCAACCACAACUUCAAACUUUAACUAAAUCAUCUUCAAAUCCAUUACAAACUCCAAUUAGUCCAACAAAUCCAUCAAAACACGUUGCAUCAAAUGCUAAUUCAAUAUCCAGUCCUGAUCGUCUGAAAAGACAGAAAAUUACUGGAUUAUUAGGAAUUGAAUUACAAGAUACAUUUUUUAAUAGACCUGAUGAUUUAUCACCAAUUGGUAGAAAAGUAGAUAGUAUGAGUUUACAUGAAGAUUGGGUACACGAAGUUUCAAAAUAUAAUAGUUCUGGAAUUGGAACCCUGAAGGAUCCAAUUACAUUAGAUGAUGGUGAUGAUGAUGAUUAA